CAAGCUUCUACCCGAGUCUACUAUUUGAUAACUGAUUUGCUUUAUAAGAUUCAAAGAAUUCCUAAUCAAAACUCAAAAGAUUAUUUUAUAGAGGCGGUACACUGGUUAGAAAACUAAGCUGCGGCAUAACCAAAUUAAGAAUCUCUCCCAUUUGGGCUCCUCAUUUCCAGCGCCGAGAGCAGAGCAGCCAGGCCUAUUUGGGAAUCUUCCUCUGGGAAACUUCAUUCUCAUCCCUUGUUCUUAUUCCUCGAAGUUUCUGUGGUGUAAUGGGUGUGAUUGAGCUACUGGGCAACACAACAUUGUCAUCUCUUUGCAUUGAGAGACCAAAGCCCGUCUGGCCAUUUGAGGGAAAGCAGCAAAGCAUCUGUAGCAGAGGCAAUAGAGGAUUACAGACUUCGAUUAGCAUUAUGGCAUCGUCAACUGUGCCUGCAGCUGCUGUCAACGAGAAAGACGAUGGUGAACAACUAGAAUGCUUGUCGAAGGUCUCUGGGGACUCGUUCAUCCGAUCCCAUCUCCGAAAGUUGAAACCUUAUCAGCCCAUUUUGCCUUUUGAGGUAUUGUCAGCUCGACUAGGUAGGAAACCUGAGGAUAUUGUAAAAUUGGACGCCAAUGAAAACCCAUAUGGCCCACCACCAGAGGUUUUUGAAGCUUUGGGAGCAAUGAAGUUCCCGUAUAUUUACCCUGACCCUGAAAGUCGACGACUGCGUGCAGCCCUUGCUGAAGAUUCUGGUCUUGGAUCUGAAUACAUUCUUGCGGGCUGUGGUGCAGAUGAGCUCAUUGAUUUGAUUAUGCGGUGUGUACUAGAUCCAGGUGAUAAAAUUGUGGACUGUCCGCCUACUUUUACCAUGUACGAGUUUGAUGCAGCUGUUAAUGGUGCCUUUGUAGUUAAGGUACCUCGCAACUCGGAUUUUAGCUUGGAUGUUGAACGGAUUGUGCAGGUUGUUGAGCAGGAAAAACCAAAAUGCAUUUUUUUAACUUCACCUAAUAAUCCAGAUGGGAGCAUAAUUGGAGAUGAUACUCUUCUGAAAAUACUUGAUUUGCCCAUAUUGGUUGUUUUGGAUGAGGCAUACAUUGAAUUCUCAGGAAUUGAGUCUAAAAUGCAGUGGGUGAAGAAGCAUGAGAAUCUGAUUGUUCUCCGCACAUUCAGUAAAAGAGCUGGUUUAGCUGGUCUUCGUGUGGGUUAUGGAGCUUUUCCCCUGAGUAUUAUUGAAUACCUCUGGAGAGCAAAACAACCAUAUAAUGUGUCUGUUGCAGCAGAAGUCUCUGCAUGUGCAGCAUUGAGAAACUCUGCCUACCUGGAGAAAGUAAAAGUGGCUUUGGUGCAAGAACGUGAAAGGCUGUUUAAGCUUUUGAAAGAAGUACCAUUCCUUAAUCCAUUUCCAAGUUAUUCUAAUUUCAUCCUCUGUGAGGUUGCAUCUGGAAUGGAUGCCAAGAAGUUGAAGGAAGACCUUGCCAAAAUGGGAGUGAUGAUUCGUCACUACAACAACAAAGAAUUGGCAGGUUAUGUUCGUGUAUCUGUGGGCAAGCCUGAGCAAACAGAUGCCUUAAUGAAGUGUCUCAAAUGCUUAUCUUAAUUCUAAAGCAGCACCAAGUACUACUGGAAAAGGAGAAUCUCGCCAUUACCUGCUCUGGUGACUAUAUGCGGAACAAAAGCUGCAGAAGUGAUUUGGUGACCAUUUGAGAAUGAAAUAGAACGUUGCUGUAAUUCUGGAAGGGCAUAAAAAAAUCUUAAUACCCAAGGAAAGAUAUCAGUUUCCUGGUACGUACGUUGAAAACUUUUAGCACCCUAGGAAAGACAAUAAAUAAGUUUCCUUGAACGUUGUAACCUUGUACUUUGAGAAUAUUAUUAUCUUUUGGACGUUUCAUAGCACAA
This is a messenger RNA of Coffea eugenioides, 1873 nucleotides long. RefSeq names its product histidinol-phosphate aminotransferase, chloroplastic-like. The record is from RefSeq and is a predicted model, not a curated record. Gene Ontology annotation, molecular function: L-histidinol-phosphate:2-oxoglutarate transaminase activity; pyridoxal phosphate binding. Gene Ontology annotation, biological process: L-histidine biosynthetic process. The transcript has 11 exons. Lineage: Eukaryota; Viridiplantae; Streptophyta; Magnoliopsida; Gentianales; Rubiaceae. The coding region runs from base 267 to 1574 and encodes 435 amino acids.